AUCUACCCAACUCUGUAUAGACGUCAUCUGUUUAGGUCAAGGCAUGUGGAGACUGCAGCUCAUGUUUUUAUUUUUACAAUCAUUACUUAACUAUUGUGAAUAAAAGUUAAAUACAUUGGUGACAGGCUGACAUUGCGUCCAGAGUGGAUUACAUUCUGUCAAGCAUGCAUUUUAAAUCUAUAAACCUUUGUUGAAUUUGCUUCCAAGCUUUUAUUUAUUUUUUUCUUUUCUUUUUUUAACUAAAGGUUGCUCUCCUUUUUUUCAGUGUACUUGUGGAUGUUGGGGGCAGAGCUUCAGUCAGAUCUUGGCCUCCCUCGCAGAGCAGGGGGACACAUUCAGCGGAAGGAGUCAGUCGGUCAGAACAGAGGCGAGCGGCUCGCGUUUCGUGGAAAUGUUGUCCGGUCCAAACGAUGGAUGCCACCGACUCCCCUGACCCGUACAGCCGCCCGGCGCGCAGGACGCAGUGGAUCGUGAGCACCCUGGCUUACCAUUACGGACUGGACCGGGGAGUGGAGAACGAAAUCAUCGUCCUGGCCACCGGACUGGAUCAGUAUCUGCAGGAGAUAUUCCACCACCUGGACCAUCGAGGACUCGGUAAAAUCCCCGAGGAGGACUUCAACGUCCUGUGUGAGGUUCUGGGGCUGAGCGAGGACUCGGAAUCGGAAGAGUCCGCCGGAGUGUUGGACAACCUACCCAGCGCGCUCACCUUCAGGCACUUCCACGCCAAGCUGUGCGGCUACUUCACCACGAAGGCGGGAUGCCAGUACGAGAACGACCGGCUGCUGGUCGGGACCGACAGCGAACACAUAGAAACUCAGAUCCGUCUGCGGAGCCCCCUAAAGCGGCGGGAGACGCUGCUUUCGGUCGGGGCGAGCGGUGGCGGCUCCUCUCCCUCACCCUCCCCGGCGCAGCGGCGCGCCUUCGGCUGCAGGCUCGGCUCCCCGGGCUCCUGCACCAGGGAGUGCUACGAGGAGAUCGUGGCUCUGGAGGAGGCGGAGGACAGGAUAGGGAAGCUGGAGGAUGAGAAUGCGAGUCUCAGGGAGCUGGUUGAGGACAUGAGAGCCGCGCUGCAGAGCAGCGAUGCUCGUUGUUUGGCUCUGCAGGUCGGCCUCUGGAAAAGCCACUCCAAGCAUAAACCAAGAGAAGGACGCUUUGUUUCCCCGCGGACGCUGGCUUCCCACAACAACGUGGCCAACAGCUCCAACAGCAACCUCAAGAGCCUGCAGAACCUCAUCCACGAGAUAGAGUACCUGCACUGCUCCAGAGAGUGGCAGGUGGAGGAGACGGUGUCGCUCAAUCAGAGACUGGAGCAGGAACUGUGGAGCUGUAAGGAGGCCGUCGCUGCGUUGGAAGACAGCAACAGGCUUCUGAAGAAGGAGCAGGCGAGCAUGAGGAGGAAGGUGGAGGAGGCCCGGCAGGCGCUGCUGAGCGGACUGGAGAAGGUGAAGGACCUGGAAGCGAAGGCCAGUCGUGUUCCGGCGCUGCAGAGGCACGUUGUCCAGAUGGAGUCUGAGCUGCUUUACUACAGGUCUGAGAUGUCCAGACUUCAGCCAGCGAGCAGCACCGGGGCAGAGCAGCGGCCGUGCUGCCAGGACCUCCAACAUGACCGCCGCUCACCAACAGGCCGCGCUGUGACCACCCCUGACAAGAUGCCGGUCGAGGAGCAGCUGUUCCGCUCGGUGGAGGGCCAGGCUGCCUCGGAUGAAGAAGAGGACAAACGGGCCGGAGACCAACAGAGGCAGGUGGAGGAGGUGAAGAGGAUCCUAACCAGGCUGUCCUGCUGUGGCGGAAGAUGUGGUGACGAGGCACUGGAGAAGCUGAUGUUUCGCUUUGGAAGCUCAAGGAGUGAAGAGUGUCACAGUGCUGUGAUGGAGCUGCUGGAGAGAGUCACCAGGCUGCACAAAGAGCUGAAGCUGAAGGAAAGCCGAACAGAGAUGAACAUGGACCAGAUGAAGGACUGUCUGGUGCAGGAACUGCAGCAGAGGGCCGAGGACACGGAGCUGCUUACCGUGGAGCUGCAGUCGCUGGAAAGAGAGAAGGUCCGUCUGUCGCUGGUGGAGGAGAAGCUGGUGGACAUCCUGCAGCUUCUGCAGCAGCUCAGAGACUUGAACGUCUCCCGAAGGACCCUGGGGAAAAUGUUGCUCAGUACUUUGGAGUCUGGCAGCAACCCACAACACGGCAAAGCGCACAUCCUGGAGGUGCUCAGCGCUCUUUACCACGAACUGGCUGCGUGCGAGAUCCUUUCAUCUCAUGGACGUCUGCAGACAGCGCAGAGUCAGCAGUCACUCCACAACCUCAUCAUCUCCUGCUGAACAAGACCGCCACCCUCUGGGCCCACCACCCAAGGAGACCUUAACGUAGUUGGUCUCCAGUAUAUAUAUAACCUUGUUAAUGACCCUUUAGCUUUAAAAGCUAAAUUUGUCCGAUUUAUUGGAUAAAUUGUUGAUUAAAUGUUGAUGUUUCUACACACUUAUUCAUUGUUUGCUCAUUUUUUUUCUUAUGGAAAAGAUUUUAAAGUUGACUUAAGUUCAUAGAGGUCCUUAAAGAUGUCCUCUCUCUUCUAGUCCAUGCCCAGCAAAUUUUUGAAAUUUUGUUUGAUCAACAAAACAUGGGGGUUCAUUUAUAUUUACAGAACCUUGUGAGCGUUUCAUUUCAAAGUAUUCCUAAAUGGAAGUUUUUCCUUCUUUUUUUGUUGGCUUCAUUUCAGCUACUGCUGAUGAAAAACGCUCCCCUCAGAUGCUGUUACCUCUGCUGAUUCAUAACCAAACUACCCACAACAGCUCACGGCUCGUCGCGCUUUUAUUUUGAAAUCCGACACACAAAAUGAAGCAGUAAUGUGUCCAAUGUAACGCGAGCCGUCGUCGUCAGCCAUGUAGUCAGACCCUGCUGUUUUGCUUCUUCACUUUUGUUAUGCUUCUCAACUUCUCUCCCAAUGUUGUUUUCCCCAUUUUUGUUUCCUUGCAUUGGAUUUUUUUUCCUUUGGCUUGGUUUGGGGUUUUAUUCAGCGUAGCCUCAUGUCUCGCUCCUAUUAGAGGCCUUAGAGUUUUAGGUUCUUUAUUUGGAGUCUUGAUGUAUGUGUCUGAGGUUGGACUUACUUUGAUUUAAUACAGUUUUGUUAUCAGUAAAUCUUUAAUUUUGUAAAUUG
This is a messenger RNA of Poecilia latipinna (sailfin molly), 3145 nucleotides long. RefSeq names its product EF-hand and coiled-coil domain containing 1 (gene efcc1). The record is from RefSeq and is a predicted model, not a curated record. The transcript has 8 exons. Gene Ontology annotation, molecular function: calcium ion binding. Lineage: Eukaryota; Metazoa; Chordata; Actinopteri; Cyprinodontiformes; Poeciliidae. Bases 411 to 2312 code for a protein of 633 amino acids.